This is a messenger RNA of Closterium sp. Naga37s-1, 711 nucleotides long. NCBI's taxonomy places the organism in Eukaryota, Viridiplantae, Streptophyta, Zygnematophyceae, Desmidiales, Closteriaceae. The record is from the annotation of a GenBank genome assembly.
AUGGCUGUAGAGAGAGAGGCAAAUGAGAUAAGUGAAGCAGUGAAAGGGCUGUUUGGGUUAGUGAGAGGGGAGCUGGCAGCAGUGAGGGGGGAGCUGGCCGCAGCAACUAAGGAGUUGGCAGCAGUGAAGGGGGAGGUGGCAGCAGCAAAGGGGGAGAUGACAUCAGUGAAAGGGGAGCUGGCCGUGGUUAAAGAUGAGGUGGCCCGACAGAAAGAGAGGGUGGUGAUGCUGGAGGAGAGGAAUGAGGUGUUGGAGAAUGACGUGAAUGAACUGAGGCACGCACUGGGAGUUGUUGGCGAGAGGAGUGUGGCUACUGCUGUUGUGGAGGAGGAAAGGGGGAGAGAGUUGGCAGCAGUGAAAGGAGAGCUAGCUGCAGUGAAAGGGGAGCUUGAGGCAGAUAGGGAGGAGGUGGGGCGACAGAAGGAGCGAGUGCUGACUCUGGAGGAGAGGAAUCAGAUUUUGGGGAAUGAUGUGAAUGAACUGAGGUGCGCACUGGGUGUUGUGGGCGAGAGGAGUGCAGCAACUGCUGCUGUGGUGGAGGAGAGGGAGGCACAGCUGGCAGCAGCGAAGGGGGAGCUGACCGUACUGAAGGGAGAGUUGAUUGGAUUCAAGGUGGAUGAGAGCGGAGUUGGCAAGGGAGAGGGAGGAGAGGAGGAGGGCGGUGCAGGAGUUGGAUUGGCCACGUGCCAUGGAGGAUUUGGCGGCUUGUAA